Molecule: messenger RNA, 1844 nt
Organism: Oryza sativa Japonica Group (Japanese rice)
Lineage: Eukaryota; Viridiplantae; Streptophyta; Magnoliopsida; Poales; Poaceae
Product: F-box protein At5g07610
Source: RefSeq, a predicted model, not a curated record
CGUAAUCUCCAACUUUCUUAAUGGCGUAGGGUGACUAGAAUUUGGAACCAAUGUCCCAGCAGACAUUGAAUUGGGGAUUUUGGGGCAUCUAGGGGUCUCGGCGCCGUCGCCGCCGCCGCCGCUUCUAGCUCUUCUUCUCCGUGACGGGCGCACAUCGCAGCAGGGUAGCGGGCGCAAUGGUUGGCCUUAACCGGCGAGGGCGCUAGGUUUGCCGUCCAGGUGUCCCGUCCGACGAGCUCCACACAGGUCAGCCGAGGCCGAGCGGCAAGUCACGCGCGCGGCAGCAUCGCUCUUCCCUGCCUUGAUCGGCUGACGACUUCCUCUCCUCCACCCCACCCCCGAUGGAGGAGAACCUCCCCAGCAGGCGGCCAGCAUCACCGACGAGCUCAUCGUCGAGAUCCUCCGCCGCCUCCCCGUCCGCUCCGUGUGCCGCUUCAAGUGCGUCAGCAAGUCAUGGCGCAAACUCAUCGCCGACCACGAGCACCGCAAGAAGCUGCCGCAGACGCUAUCGGGCUUCUUCUACAAGAGCAUCGACUACGAGCGCUGCCCGCACAUGGCGCGCCAUUUCACCAACGCCACUGGGAGAGGCAUGCCUCUCGUCUGCCCGACCUUCUCCUUCCUGCCCCAGUGCCACCACGUCGUCAUCUUGGAUAGCUGCAAUGGCCUCCUCCUCUGCCGCUGCCACGUGUCUCGUGAGACUUUGCAGUUCCAGUAUGCUGUGUGCAAUCCUGCGACCGGGGAAUGUGUGAUGUUGCCGGACGCCAACUGGGCUAUUGACGAGAACCGCACCGCCUGCUUGUGUUUCGAUCCAGCCAUCUCGUCGCAUUUCCAUGUGCUCGAGUAUGUGGAGGAUGAAGAGUAUGUGGAGGAUGAAGAUGAAUACGACGCACUGGUCACAGGGGUGGUGAUCUAUUCGUCUAAAACUGGGUUAUGGAGUCUCCAUGUAAAUGGAUGGGAUGAUGAAGUUAUGGUUAGCCUUCCGGUCGAUCGGACAAGGGUUUUCCUUAAUGGUUUUCUGCAUUCUGUCACGACUUGCGAUAUUGUGGCUGUUGACAUGGAGGGGAAGAAAUGGAGGAAGAUUCCCAUGCCGGAUCCUGAUGGUGAUAUUGGGAUAAUUCAUCAAACUCAGGGUCGCUUGUGUGCUUUUAAUGUUGAUCCAAAUGAUAUCCUCGAACUGUCAAUUUGGUUUCUUGAAGACUAUGAUACAGAUAAUUGGAUCUUAAAGCACACCGUUAGCUCAAUUAAUCUGUUUGGACGAAAGAAAUACCAAUUAGAUUUUGACUACCAAGUAAUUGCAGUUCAUCCAGAAUGCAAUUUGAUCUUCUUUGUUUAUGGAUGGCACAAUACUUUGAUGGCGUAUGAAAUGGAUCGCAAGGAAGUCCGUGUCAUACGCAAACUCGGACAUGAGUCAUGCCUGCCAUACCUACCAUAUGUUCCAAUGUUCUCUGAGUCAUUACCUGAUGGGUGGUGCUAACAUGCAGAGGUGCGGCUCCACUUAUGUUAUUGCAAAACCAUCUUUGUACCGUAAUGAGAAUCAGGCUUAGGGUCAGCAGCCAAUCUCUAAUAUGAAUUAUGAAUUUCUGUUUUAUCGUACUUGUGUGAUGGCUCAUUUGUGUUGUUUUGAAGAAUGUUGUGAAAUCAUAGAUGGCACGUAACUUGGCCUUUCGGAAGGUAUGUCCUGUUCUGAAGGUUAUGUCUUGUUUUUCACUGGUGUUUACCCUAUGCCCUAUGCUAGUUAAAAUUUAUGUCCUGUGUUAACAAGACAUACCUUUUGAUUGUACCAGCAGUCAGCUUAUGGAACAGUGACAAAUGCUUUGGAAGUUGGAUCAUAUGUACUUCUUUUA